CGUCUGCGCACGGGCGCGCGCGCCAGCCAGAGCGCGGAGCGGUGGGUUUUUGUCUGGCGGAGCAAAGCGUCUGAUCCUCAGAGGUCUCGCGCACACCGAAGGAGUAGCAACGCAAGCAGCGAGCAGAAAGAAAGCUAUUUAAACCCGCGGGGACGUGAAAGAGUCCGCGUGCUCCCCACAAAUAUCCCGCAGGAACAUUUACUUCCACACAGCGCGACACUGUCCGCGGCCACCUUUAAUAAGCUCCUCUUAGCUGAAGUAUUAUGGAGGACCAGUUGCUGUGCUGCGAGGUGGACUCCAUCAGGAGAGCCUACCAGGACGUGAACCUGCUCAACGACCGGGUCCUGCACACAAUGCUGAAGGCGGAGGAAAACUACCUCCCCUCUCCCAACUACUUCAAGUGUGUCCAGAAAGAUAUUGUUCCCAAAAUGAGGAAAAUACUAGCCACCUGGAUGUUAGAGGUCUGCGAGGAACAGAAAUGCGAGGAGGAGGUUUUUCCACUGGCUAUGAACUAUUUGGACAGAUUUUUAUCAGUGGAGGCCACCAGGAAAACAAGACUACAGCUGCUCGGAGCCACGUGCAUGUUUCUAGCAUCCAAGAUGAAGGAGACGGUCCCCCUCACCGCGGAGAAACUCUGCAUCUACACGGACAACUCGGUCCACCCAGGAGAACUGCUGCAGAUGGAGCUGCUGGUUCUCAACAAGCUGAAGUGGGAUCUGGCUUCGGUCACCCCUCAUGACUUCAUCGAGCACUUCCUGUCCAAGCUGAAGAUCUACCCAUCCACAAAGCAGAUCCUCAGGAAACACGCUCAGACCUUUGUGGCCCUCUGUGCUACAGAUGUCAACUUCAUUGCCAGCCCUCCGUCGAUGGUGGCGGCCGGCAGCGUGGUGGCAGCGGUUCAGGGUCUCUACCUGAAGAGCCAGGAUGCCUCUCUGUCCUCCCAGAACCUCACCAACUUCCUGUCGCAGGUCAUCCGCAGUGACCCGGACUGCUUGCGGUCGUGUCAGGAACAGAUCGAGUCCCUGCUGGAGUCCAGCCUGCGCCAGGCUCAGCAGCACAGCCAAGCAGCAGAAACCAAACGUGUGGACGAGGAUGUGGACCUGUCCUGCACGCCCACAGAUGUGAGAGACAUCAACAUCUGAGCCAAUGGAUGACCACGUCGCUCCGUGACCCGAUGGAUCAAUGGAAAGUUGUCAGAAGGGGCUCAUGGGUGGGCCAGGAUGGGGUUUGUCUCAUCUGAACUCAGCGUCCCCUCCUCCUUCCUCCUCCUGCUUCCUGGUGGGCUGCUAUGAUUUCCAAUACGUCACUCACACGCCCACCGUCCAUUAUGGCUGCCAAGACAAGACAGAAGGCCCCGCCCGCCAUGCAACACACCCGUGGUGUCCCUCCCCUCUUGGAAAAAGAAGUGAACACUACAGAAAUGUACCAGAGAGAGAAAGACAAUGAGCGGUGGGGGGGGGGGGGGGGGGGGGGGGGGGCUGGAGAUGAAGCCACACAUAUUUUACUAGAUGUCUUUAUUCCCUCACUUGUUAAACUAGGAAUCUUUAAAUGACCACAGACUCAAGUGGCCUACUAAAACAUCACAAAGUGUCCUGUACAGUAGGUCCAGCUCGUCUGUCUUCAGGUCUUCGUCUAGAACCUGGAGUGUAUCUAAACAGAGAAGCUGUUUUCUUUUGUAAUAUAUUUAGAAAAAUUUAGUCUGACCAACUUCCCAUGUUUGUCUUGUAGUGCAGACAUUCAUUUAUCCCUGCUUGCUUAUGUUUAGUCACUUUAUCCCAUCGUUUAGUCAUCAUUUAGUCUUAAUCCUCUUCUCUUCCCAGCUUUUUUGCUUCUUUUUUUAAGCCAGUUUAGUGAGUGACGCUGUGUUUUAUGAUCCUAGAGACUGUUGGCUGCUAAUGUGGACAAAUGGACAUCCUUGCUCGUUCCUUUACGACAUUUAUUUUGGCCGUUUCAGCUUGCUGUAGUUUGAUAACAUCAAAUCAAUGCACGUCUGUUCUUUCUUUCUCUCAGUAGGUAGACCUAAUAUCAUUCCAAUGUUAAAAAAAGCACUUUUGGUCAGCGACGCUGGCUCAGCUAGAAACAUCAUAAAGUUUGGAAGAGAACAUGAAGAUGGAAGAGGGGGUGUGACCUGGAGUGUUUGGGUGAACCACUCGUGCUGCUUGGUGCUGUCAGGGGUCUCCAACCCACUGCUUCCCAGUUUGACCAGUAGGGUGCAGGUAGAGCUGCUCUGUCCAGCUUCUAGUUAAACAUCAGCACGCAGGGCCAAAGGCUAAAACUACAGAGGUUAGAAUAAAAGAAAUUGUCUUAUUUUUCUAGUUAAUAAUGCUUUACUUUUUUUAUAAACAUUUAUUUUUAUAGCAACUGUCCAUGGCGCCACCUGCUGGUGUUUAAGUCUGUCCAGAAACAGUAAAACUAAAACUCACCAGGUCAGCACCUCCCCCGACCUCAGUUCACAUACUGCUCAUGGAUUAUGGGAAACGGAUAAAGUUUAAAAAAAGAGGAGUGAUGAGACUAUUGAUGUGAUUUUGCACAAACCUAAAAGACGUGAGCUGCGUUUCUUGGGGACUUGCCUAUAAAAAUAUGGAAACAAAGCUGGCAACAGUACCAAGAGGUGAAAAGUGGCAAAAAAGGGUGAAGGCUCACCGACAGGGGGGUCUUAUUGCUGUAGAGUUGAAGUCGGGGCUCCUACACAAGACUUGCAGCAAGCUGGAGGGCUCCGUUUUAAUCAAAGGGUGGAAACAUGCUGAACUCUGUGUAGGAACCCUGUACAGUAGGUUUCUGAUUGUAAUUAAGGAUAGAAAGUAGGAGAGAAACACUCCUUAUAUUCUGCUGCUAUAGAGGAAAAUCCCAGCUAUGUGUUUAAAGAAAACUAGAAAAAGAUAAAAAAGAAAUGGAUUUAAAACGAUGCUUUUCUCCUGUUGUUUGCUGCUACAUUUUUUUGUACGUAUAAAUGUCAAUAUACUGCCAUUCUAGGUUUGAAUUUUCUCAUAGAAAAUUGUGUUAUUGACAUCCUCAUUUGUUGUUUUGUGUAGAUUCUAUGUGAUCAGUUUGUGUUUUUUUUUUUUUUUGUUUAUAAUUACAUCAUAUGAUUCUCCAAACUUAUUCCAAAAACAAGGAAAAUUAGACAAUGUACAGAUAUGCUUUGAUCCACAAUACCUCAUGUGACAGUCAAGAUCUAUCUCUAAUUUUUAUGAGUCUUUUUAUUUGUUUAGUUCUUAUUUUAUUCUGCUGGCUGGUUGAGUCCAGCUCUGCUGAACCUGCUCGAGGUGAAGCAUCUGCGAUGGAAACCAGCGAGUCCAGGGCAUGCUUUGAUUCUGGUGCCAUAACAGAAAGUGGGAUAUGUAUAACUCUGUUGAGUGUUAAGCUGUCUCAGUGAAAGAGACUUUACCCCCUUUAGGCCCAUAGUGGCCUUUCUUCCUCCCCCUUUUUAUAUUUAUAAAGAGAAAAAGCUUUGUGCUCCAAUUUUCAAACUGUCAAUGAGUUGAUUUGACGUUGUAAAUAGAUUCCGUGUCAUGCUCAGUAAGCCAUAGACUGUUUAUAUUGUUUCCACAAAUCAUUCCACACAGUUGUGUCUACUUCAUGCCGGUCGCCUCCAGCUGGGACAAACUGUAUUCAUCUUUGUGUCAACAACACAAUAAAAACAUCAAUUAGAA
Messenger RNA from Melanotaenia boesemani (Boeseman's rainbowfish), 3653 nucleotides. RefSeq names its product cyclin D1 (gene ccnd1). Gene Ontology annotation, cellular component: cyclin-dependent protein kinase holoenzyme complex; nucleus; cytoplasm. Gene Ontology annotation, biological process: positive regulation of G1/S transition of mitotic cell cycle; mitotic cell cycle phase transition; regulation of cyclin-dependent protein serine/threonine kinase activity. The transcript has 5 exons. Gene Ontology annotation, molecular function: cyclin-dependent protein serine/threonine kinase regulator activity. The record is from RefSeq and is a predicted model, not a curated record. NCBI's taxonomy places the organism in Eukaryota, Metazoa, Chordata, Actinopteri, Atheriniformes, Melanotaeniidae. The coding region runs from base 264 to 1142 and encodes 292 amino acids.